Molecule: messenger RNA, 5425 nt
Organism: Bombus pascuorum
Lineage: Eukaryota; Metazoa; Arthropoda; Insecta; Hymenoptera; Apidae
Product: claspin
Exons: 7
Coding region: 395-4516 (1373 amino acids)
Biological process (GO): mitotic G2 DNA damage checkpoint signaling; mitotic DNA replication checkpoint signaling; activation of protein kinase activity
Molecular function (GO): anaphase-promoting complex binding
Source: RefSeq, a predicted model, not a curated record
UGGUAAUUUAAGAUGAAUCAUCGAAUUUAGCUUAGCUCUUUCGCGCCAAAUUUGUUGACCAUAGUAAGUAGAACCAAUAGAACCUGUUAGUAAUUGUGUUGUAUGAUAAGCUAUAAAUAAUUUUAAUAUAUUGUGUUCUUGUAAAUUUGAGGAUGAGGAAAAUAAUCUUUCUCUCUCUCUCUCUCUCUCUCUCUUUCUCUUAACUAAAUAAUAACAAACAAUUAUAUUUUUAGAGGAACAAUUUAAAAAGGAUGACAGCUAUUGCAUUGUAAUUUAAUAAUUUUGCUAUAGAUAGUAAUACAUAUGUUAAAUACAAAAUUGUCAUUAUAGUAAAAGCUAGUAAAGAAAAGUAUAAAAGUUUUAAGAAUAUAAUAAGUAAUUAGGAAUUUGAACAAUGAGUGAAAAUAAGGAUUUGGAUAACAAUAAUGAAUGUCAUGUACAACUUGAAUUUAGAGAAUCUGAAAUUACUGAACAAUCAGAACAGUACACAGAAGAACAGAAAAACAAAUGUCCGGAAAUGAAAAAGUGUUCUGACAUUGAAGAAGAAAAUAUAUUUAAUGAAACUUUAAGAGAAGAAAAUGAAGAACAUGCUCACAAAAAUGAUAAACAUGAAGAUAAAACUAAUUACUCUGAAAGUAAUGUUGACAAUAGUGACUUUAUAUUAAAUAAAUUUGUAAAAGAAAAAGAUUGUGAGUCAGAGCAAAAAAAUGAUGAACCCAAAAGUCAAGUUAAUAAUAAUUCUGACAUCAAUACUGACAUGCUUAAUAGAAGCAUAAAAGAUGAAGAUAAAACACCUGACCAAAAAGAUGAUGAACUUAAAAACAACAAUAUUCAUAGUAGAUUAUUCAGCAUAAUAGAUAGUGACUCAGAAGAAGAAAAUAUAUUUACUUCUAAAUCCAAGAAAAAAAAUGUUAUAGAUGAUAAAGAUGAAAUUUCUAAUUCUAAGCAUGACAAUAUGUCCACAAAGAAUUUAAAUAAAAGCAGUACUAUGAAACUCAUUGACAGUAAUUCUGAUGAUACAUCUAGUACUAUUCAUGUUAUUGAUACUGAAAAAACUGCUUCAAAUGGGAUAAAGAUGAAAAACAGGCUUCAAAAUCUAGUAGAUUUAGAAUCAGAUGAAGAAAGAGAAGAAUCAGACGAAGAAAGAGAAGAAUCAGACGAACCAUCAAGUCCUGUAAGACAAAGUAAAACAACUGAAAAACAUAAAAAAAAAGAUCCUAAACCUAAACUAAGGAAAGUUUCAUUAAGAGCUUCUAAAGAAGAAGCUAUGAAACAAAUACAAAGUGAAACUCAACGUUUAGUACGAGAAACAGAAAUUUCAUUGCCAUAUCAUAAUCCAAAACAACGAACAAUACAAGAAUUUCUAGAAAGAAGGAAGGUAAUUUCAUCUUUUCCAGUACCUACAGUGGCAUCUAAACUGAAAGAGUUUUCUGGUAUUGUUAGUGAAAUUUUGAAGGAAAAAGAGAAAGAAGCAGAAAUAUUUUAUAAAUCUUCUGAUUCAGAAGAAGAGAGUACGGAAAAUAAUAAAGAAAACACAGAUAAAGGGCAUAUAAACAUACAAUGUGCAGAAGAUGUUAAAAAAGAUAAUGUUUCACGAAAGUUAUUUGAUGAUACUUUAUCUACUACAGAAAAUAAUGAAGAAGAAGAUAAUACAAACACAAUGGAAGGAGAGAAUGAAAAUUUAGCAGAAGCAAAAGACAUUGAAUGUAAUAAGAUAAUAGCAAAUAAUGAAACAGAAAAUAAUGCAACUAAUUCAGUACAAACAAUAGAAACACAUUGUAAAUCUAGUAUAGAGGAUAAGACUGAAGCAAAAAUUUCAGAAACAGUUACAAAUGAAAAAACAGAUUGUUUAUUACAAAAAGAUAUAAGUCAACAUGAAAACAAGGGAAAAAGCAUGUGCAUUGAUAAUGAUGAACAUAGUUUAGAAAUUCUAAAUGAUAAUGCGAAAAUUGCAAAAGAUUCUUUUGGAAUAACUACGAAUGAAUCUGAUGAUGAAUAUGAUUUUCCACCGCUUAACUUGGAUGACUUAGAUGACUUGGAUUCACCAAAUAGAAUAAAACAUUUACAGAAUAUAAGAAGUUUAAAACCUAAAUUACGAGGUAUUCCGGGGCAGAUUAUCGAUUUGGCAGAUGAUAUUACAUCAGCUAAGAAAGGAAUACAUGGUUUGAUAAAUCGAUUUGUAAAAAAGCAUUCUAAACCCGAUCGACCUGUUAAAGACAUAUCUAAAAUUACAACAACACAAAUAAAAGAAACUCCAAAUGGUGGACUAGCAAUCAUUAAAGAAACGCUCCCAUAUAGAUUACCAUACAUAGAAAAUAAAGAUCCUAAAUUAGAGAAACCUGGUGCAAAAUUAAUACGCUUAAAAGAAGAGUUGAAACGUAGAAUGGCAAUAAAACGCAACGAAGAGUGGAAACAGAGAGAACAAGAAAUGAAAGAACAAGAAAUAGAGUGGAACGAAUCUAUAAAUGAAGAAGAUACUUUUAAUGAACCAUAUUCUCCAAAUAUAGAACCUCAUAUAAGCGAGGAGGAUGACGUAGAAGAAGAUGAUGUAUAUACAAAAGUAGAAAAAAAGAAAAAGAAAAAAAGUGCCUUUAUAGAAGAUGAAGCUGAAGUCAGUGAGGAUGAAAUAAACGAUAGCGAUGAAAUCGAAGAUGAGGAUGAGGAUGAAGGCGAACAUGAAGUACAAGAAAAUUCGGAGGAAGAUGAAAAAUCUGAAAGACUUGAUUCGGAAAAUGAAAAUGAGAAUAGUACUUGUGAUAGCAAUGAUGUACCUGCAAAAUGUAAAACAUUUAAGAGGAUUGUAAAACCAGUAGAAGAUGAUUCAAAAUCUUCGGUUAUUGAAAAUGAUAAUAAUAGUAUAGAACAGCCAACUUCUUUUUCUCAAAUUAAAUUAGAUGAUAUGUUUGGUAAAAGCAUUAAAGAAAAUGAGUUAAGCAAUAAUGAAAGUAUUCCAGUAUCUCAAGUACAUGUAGGAAGUGAUCCAAAAUAUCAAAUAAACCAAACACCACAAUCUAAAAGCAACUCCUUUGAUUUCAUUUCUCCUAUAACACAAUUAACUGCAUUAAAUGUACACUUGGAGGAAGAUAAAGAGUUAGCAACAGAAGAGAAAUUGUUGUUUAUUGAUCCUACUUUGACAGAAGUUAUACAAACACCAGAAUCGCCUCAAAUAAAACGAGGCGUGUCACAAAAGAAGUUAUUUGCCGUUCAAGGCGAUGUACUGGAUGAAGAACUCAUGGAAAUCUCUUCAGGUAAAUUUCCAGAAGAUAAGAUUCAAUUGAAUUUUGCAAAAGAACCUAAUGUGAGCGAAUCACAAUUAUUAGAAUUAUGUUCGGGAACAUUUAGUUCUCAAUCAAAUAAUGAUAAAGAGUCAAUUGAUAUCACACACAGAAUGCUUCAGAGUACACAAGCACCUAAUGAAAAAGAUUCAUCAACCACUGAAACAGAUGAAAAAAAUAGUCAACACUUAAGGAAGGAAACAGCAUCUUGGAACAAGUUACGCAUUUUAUCUUCUGAUGAAGAUGAUUCAGUUGAAGAAGAAAUGAAGAUGCGAUUGAAAAAAGUUAGGAAGUUAAAUGUAUCUGACGACGAAGAUGAAAACAGUUCUGCAGUAAACAGUAAUAAUGAAGAAGAAGAAGAAGAAGAUGAUGAUGAUGAUGAAAAAUUUGUAGAUUAUGACUCAGAGGAGAACGAAGUCGUUGUUCCAAAAAAAGAAAUAAGACAAUAUGCAGCUAAAUUCUUGGAGGAAGAAGCCGAGCUUAGUGAAAGUGAUUGUGAUGUAUCUGCAGACGAAGAUGAACAAGAUCUGGAUAAAUUGGAAUUAGAAGAUGGAGACAAUGAAGAAAUUGAUGAAACACAAGUUAAGAAUCAAUUAGGAAAACUUCAUAUGAAACAAAUGUUGGAUGAAGAUAAAAAAGAAGUAAGAAUGCUUCAAGAGAUGCUAUUCGAGGAUGGAGAUCUGUUCAGUGAAAGCACACGCGAAAGGAAAUUCAGAUGGAGAAAUAUAGGCAAGCAAGAUGACAACAAUGACGUUCAACUAUUAGAAGGUAAAGACGGUUGGGUAGACGUAUCUGAUGACGAAGAACAAGAAAAGUGGCGUAAGAUAAGAUUCGAAAGAGAGGCAUUUUUGGCAGCAAACGCGAAAAAUAUAGACACCGAAAUCGAAAAUGAAUUAAAUAGCAGUCAAAUAUUUAAAUUCGGCUUGAAGAUUUUAAAGAAAAGACGAAUUAACGAAUUAGAAAAAGAAAAUACGUUGGUAGAAGCACUUGAUUCCAAAACGGAACCAAAAGUAUCUCAUACUGUUGCGGAAAUGUUAAACACUUCAAGAUUGGAUGGAACAUCGCGUACGAUAUAUAAUGUCAUGCAAAAACGUUCGUUUCUUGCUAGAGGAGAAGAAGCGUUAACGCGUUUAGCUACUUUAGCUAAACGAAAUAAAGGACCACUCUCAUCAAUAAAGGCAAAAAAUUUUGUGUUCACGAAUAUUAAUUCGAUAAAUGAUAGUGCCUCAAACAAAUCGUAAAAAUAGAAUUAAUAGUUUAUUAACUUAAUGUUUAUUUUUAUAUAUACACAUAUAUGUAACUAAUGUGCAGGCUGUUAUAAAGAUUUGUAUAAUUUUAUUACAUAUUUGUUUUUUUUCUAUAUGUAUAGACAUAUUUUUAGAAAUAAAGAAAUACUUGUUACGAAACUAAAAUAUUAAUUAUGUUACGUAAUAGUAGACAGGGUAAUAGAAAUAAGAUUAACUGAAGACUGAUAAAUGUGAUGGAAUUUCGAUCAUAUUUUUGAUAAAUAAAUAAUUAAAAGUAAACAAAUAUAAUACAAUUUUUACAGUAAACCCAUUAACUAGUUCUCGAAAAAUACUUUUGUUUAAUUUGCUUUGUAAAGCAUAAUUGUUUAAUUUGAUAUUUUAGUUACUUACUACGUCGGAAAAGAAAUAUAUAAAAGUGAAAAAGUUUGACGUUAAAAUUGCACAUGUCUAUAUAUGUAUUUAAAAAAAAACAUUGCUAGAAAGAGAUAGAACAAUAUAUCAAAUGUUUGUUUAAUGUAAUUCAAGCCAAUAAUGUGCGUCCAUGCCUAGGGCAACUUUCUCAUACGGUAUGAAACAUACAGUCUGUUCAUCUAAAUUGUUUCGUUUCAAAGCGAUAUUUAGUUGACAUCAUCGACAUUUAUUUUACUUCCCAAUUUCUGUAUCGACGACAUAUCGAUGACAUCUAUUUAAUUUGAUUUUUUACCAAAGAAUUUUGAUCUAUGUUUAUAUUUUUUCAUUUUGUCGUAUUUUUAUUCCAAUAUUUUGUUUAAAUAUAAAAAGUAUUUGAUGUAAAAAAGACAUAAAUCGAUCAAAAGUCCAAAAUAUCUGAAACAAAAUCCUAAUAUUCAAUAAUACAAUCCUGUAAAUAAUUAUGUAGAAAUAAAUUGAAAAUGGAAAGCAUAA